AAACAUAACUAACUACCACGAAAUGAUGUCGCAACUUCUGCCGACAACUUGUCGCAAAGGAUAAUUAGAGCACAAAUAAAAAUAAACAAUCAUUUGAUUACAAAUGAACUUACAGAGCACAGAGCGAGCAGUCAACAGUUAUCACGCGGACGUCCUGUUGGACCCAUAUCGUCUUUUUAUCGAAAGGAAACAGACGCCAUUUUGUUUUUUUAAACCGCGUUUUUCCCGCCGCCCCCACGGUCGUGUGCUAGAAUCAUAAUUUGCAAAUCUAGUGCCGGAGCGGUCCAAAUGGUGACUAGUGUUUUAUUUGGCGCCACUGAAGGAUAUAAGGUCUAUAUUUGACACGAAAACUUUCUGUGCUCUGUGUUAUGGUCCGGUGCGGGUACAAACCUCUGAAUAAAAAAUCCAAAGUGUCAAGCCUGGGCCGCCUGCACCCGUACGGCUCGGGCAGCGGCAGCGGGUCGAGCGGGCGCGCGCGCAGCGGCCGGUCCUCCCCCGCCCCCACCACCCCCACGUCCGCGUCGGCGUCCGACAACGCGUCCGACGCCACGCUCACGGACUCGGAGCUGCCGUUGGCGAGGGAUUCCACUCUUCUCGUGCAUAACGGUAAAAAACGCAUGCUGAGAUCCACCUACGACCGGUCAGACCACGAACGUUGUCUGUUAGAAGGAGGACGCGCGCCGCCGGAUGUGCCCCCCCGCAACCCGACCAUGUCUCGGCUGAACGGCCGCAUCGUCGGCAACCCGGCGGACCUGGCCGACUUCGAGCCCUCCUGCCUCGUGCGGACGCCCUCCGGCAACUUCUAUGUGCCUUCAGGGGACAUCCAAAAGAAUCCGUCUAUGGACUACAAGUCCAACUCGUCGUGUAGCAGUCCGGGGAAGCAGGACAAGAGUACCCUGGAGAGGAUGGACAGAAACGAGCGCGGGCACCCAGCCUUCGGUGUCCCGGUGCCCGUGCUGCCCGUGAGGAACAACCUCCGCGCCUCACACUUCACCCCCGCAGGCUCCCGGUUCCACUUUAGGAAAGGCCUCUCGUCGAGGUGUUCCUGGAAGUGUACCGCUAUAGUGUUCAUAAUCCUCUUCGUUGUCCUUUUAGCCAUCUCCUCUUAUAUGUCAGCCUCAUACUUCGUCAACUGGUCAUAUCAAAAUGCGAAAGCAUGUACAGUACUAGUUGGCGAGUCUACCGAGGUAUUUCCAGCGUCGAAAGCCACGACGCUGGAGUCAGCCAACAAGUCUAUAGCCACGAGGCCGCACCAGAACUCGGCGGCAUCAGGCUCAGGUAACGACGGGAAGCCGCACUCUCGCCCACGUAGAGACGUAGAUGGGCAUGCUUCUUCUUCUUCUUCUCCUCCUACUACUGCUCCUCCUAGUUCUGACACCACCUCUGUAGAUAUGCAUGAGCUAAUCACUACGCCUUCUGUGAACACUUUUAGUUUAGUGCAUGGUGUGACCUCGUCUACACCUGGGGAGCUUCCGGAGACCACUGACGAAGAUACAGUCGAUGCUAAUGCUUUGGUGUCUAAUGAAGUCGGUGAUUCUAUUAACAUUGGUGGUACUAAUAUGGAAACAUCAUCAUCGUCAUCGCAUAACAUUCGUAAAGAGACUACUACGGUUUCAUCAAGUACUCUAACUGAUAGUGUAAAUAUUACGGAAACUACAACACUAACUACUGAAUCCACUACUGUUCAGACUACCACACCAGAACAAACUACUGUUUUAACAACUGUAAAGCUUGAUGAAAGUAAUUCAACAAUAACAAGUAAGAACUAUGGAUCACAAUUGGAAGCUGUGGACACCAAGAUUGAUAACCCUCCAGAAAUUAAUUCUGAAAAUAAAAGAGACGAAAUGAGCUCUAACGAUAAAAUUGCUUAUGAUCCGGCAGAUAUGCAAGGUGACUCAUUUCCAAAUUUUUAUACAUAUGGUGUUCAAAAACUUCAAUAUGCAAAGUUAUUAACAAGAUUCAAAGCUGUUAACGAGAUAUUACACAUUUUCCCAAAUGAAUCGUCUACCUCUGAAAAGGAACUAGAAAAGCUUCAUUAUGACAGUGAGCCAGUUCUACAAAAAGUUGAAACAACAAUAACACCUACUACUAUAACAAGUUCACCUUCCACCGUGAGAGAAAUAACAACAAAGACAGUGAAGCCUGUGGAAGAAACAGGUGCACCAUUCACAACCAAUAAGCUUUUUACACCAACGUCGCAUGAUGUGUUUAUUUCUACCACACCGAGUGCUACUAAUAUUAACAAUGAUAGUAAAACUACAACUGAUCCCGUCAAAUACGAUGAAAGGACAACUGAAGACGUAACUAUUGAAACAAAAUCUUCAGAUUUACCUACUAACCCUAAACACGUUUUGAUUAAUUUGACUAUAUCAGCUGAUGGUGCUGAAAAUUCAGCUUAUAAACCACUGUAUUCGUUAACAGUGACAGUUCCUACCGAAGGAGAUAUGAGGGAAGUGCCAACUGUUAGAAUUACUCCUAUAGAUGUGGAACCAACGCAACCAACCAACUUUAAUAAGCCAUUAGUCGUGGAAAAUAACACACCGAAACCAUUCAAAGAUACUGAUGAAGAAUGGGGAGGCACCUGUGAAUGUUCCUGUCCCUCUUGCGAUGAAACAAGCUCUCCGGAUGAUGCUUAUGAUGAUUACCUCGACAAUUCUUCAUCGAAGCCUUCGACAUCUUCAGAUGUCACUGAUACUUAUAACGAAACGGGUACAUCAAAUUAUUACACUGAUGAUACUACAGAAAUAAGUAGUACUGAAUCAACUUCAGAAAGUUUUGGCACAACUGAUGAAAUCUCUACCCAAACCGAUUUGAUUGAUUCCACUACUGACUUUACAACUGAAACAGAAGGUGAUAUGUUGACAACCGAACCAAUACCAAAAUGCGUUUGUCCAAAGAUUGUGCCUCCACCCAUUCUCAUAUUGGAAGAUGCGCGCACAUUCCCAGCGCAGUCGUUCCCUCCCGACGGAACGACGUUCAAGCAAAUUACUUUAGGUGAAAAAUUAUCAAAAGAAAUCCCUCCAUAUAGUUACUGGAACAUGCAGUUCUAUCAGUCAGAGGCUUCGUACGUGAAGUUCGACUACUUGAUCCCCCGAGGGGCAUCGAUAGGAGUCUACGCGAGGCGGAAUGCCCUGCCGACACACACGCAAUACCACUUCUUAGAAGUCCUUAGCGGGUUCAAAGCGAGGACUACAAGAGCAUCACACCCAUCCGUAAAGAAAGACGUGACCCACUACAUGGAGCAGGGCCAUUGGUUCCUGUCCCUCUACAACGACGAUGGCGACCCACAAGAGAUAUCGUUCAUCGCGGUAGUGGCAGACGACAUGACGCAUAACUGUCCCAACGGAUGCUCGGCGAAGGGCGAAUGCUUGAUGGGCCACUGCCAAUGUCAACCCGGCUUUGGUGGCGACGACUGCAGUGAAAGUGUAUGUCCAGUACUAUGCAGUCAACGAGGUGAAUACAUCAACGGAGAAUGUCAAUGCAACCCUGGAUGGAAGGGCAAGGAGUGUUCGCUUCGACACGACGAGUGUGAGGUCCCUGACUGCAACGGUCACGGCCACUGCGUCAACGGAAAGUGUUCUUGUGUCCGAGGUUACAAAGGCAAAUUCUGCGCUGACGUCGACUGUCCACAUCCAACUUGUUCCGGCCACGGGUUCUGCAUCGAAGGAGCUUGCGUCUGCAAGAAAGGAUGGAAAGGCCUCGAUUGCGCAACUAUGGACAAAGAUGCCCUGCAAUGCUUACCUGACUGCUCAGGCCACGGCACUUUCGAUGUUGAUACUCAAACCUGCACUUGUCACGCUCGAUGGUCCGGCGAUGAUUGUUCUAAGGAGGUAUGCGACCUGGACUGCGGUCCUCACGGGCGUUGCGUGGGCGAGUCGUGUAUGUGCGACCCUGGCUGGACCGGGGAAUACUGCACUUCGAAACUCUGCGACGUCCGCUGUAGCGACCACGGACAAUGCAAGAACGGCACCUGUCUCUGCGUGUCCGGAUGGAAUGGACGCCAUUGUACCCUCGAGGGUUGCCCCAGAGGGUGCGCCGGGCACGGGCAAUGCCGCGUGGCCAACGACGGACACUGGGAGUGCAAGUGCUUCGACGGCUGGGACGGACCUGACUGCACCACUCUCAAGGAGCAGAUUUGCGAUGAUUCUAAGGAUAACGAUAAAGAUGGUUUGGUCGACUGUGAGGACCCAGAGUGCUGUCAGAGCGCGGCGUGCAAGGGCAGUCAGCUGUGUGUAUCUGCACCGAAGCCCACAGACAUCCUGCUGAGGAAGCAGCCGCCAGCGAUCACCGCAUCCUUCUUUGAAAGAAUGAAGUUCCUCAUCGACGAAGGUAGUCUACAGAACUACGCCAAACAGGAGACCUUUAAUGAAAGUAUGUUUUGGAACCACUUCAAUACGAGCCGCUCAGCCGUGAUCCGUGGUCGAGUUGUGACGUCACUUGGAUCAGGAUUGGUUGGAGCCAGGGUGUCUACAUCCACUCCUCUAGAAGGCUUCACCCUCACUCGGGACGACGGCUGGUUCGACCUGCUAGUCAACGGCGGAGGGGCCGUCACCUUACACUUCGGAAGAUCACCCUUUAGACACACUUCGCAAGUUGUUUUCGUGCCGUGGAAUGAGGUGGUAAUAAUAGACGAGGUGGUGAUGACAACAGCUGACGACAAGGCCAACAUGGGUCCCCCGCAGGCGUGUCUCGCCCAUGACUACGACGCCAUGAAGCCCGUGGUGCUGGCCACGUGGAAACACGGCUUCCAGGGCGCUUGUCCAGACAAGAGCGCCAUCUUGGCUGAGUCACAGGUGGUCCAAGAAAGUCUGCAAAUACCAGGAACCGGUUUGAAUCUGGUCUACCACAGCUCCCGAGCCGCCGGCUAUUUGUCCACCAUUCAACUACAAUUGACUCCUGAAAAGGUCCCACCAACCUUAGCCCUCAUCCACCUGAGAAUCACCAUUGAAGGAAUCCUCUUUGAGAAGACGUUUGAGGCUGACCCAGUGAUCAAAUUCACAUACCCAUGGAACAGGCUGAAUGUCUACAGGCAAAGGGUAUAUGGAGUGACCACAGCUCUAGUCAAAGUGGGCUAUCAGUAUACGGACUGUAAAGACAUCAUCUGGAAUGUUCAGACGACCAAAUUGAGCGGCCACGACAUGAGCAUAUCUGACGUUGGGGGCUGGAACUUGGACAUCCAUCACAGAUACAACUUCCACGAAGGCAUUCUCCAAAAAGGCGACGGCACGAAUAUCUACCUAAAGCACAAGCCGCGCCUCAUCAUCACAACUAUGGGUGAUGGCAGACAGCGAGGCCUGGACUGCGGGACUGAGUGCGAAGGGGUCGCCACGAAGCAGAGGCUGCUCGCCCCCGUGGCGCUCGCGGCCGCCCCUGACGGCUCGAUCUUUGUGGGAGACUUCAACCUCGUGAGGAAGAUCAAGACGGAUGGGACUGUGCGGACGGUGGUCAAAUUAAAUGCCACCCGAGUCUCCUACCGCUACCACAUGUCUCUCUCCCCAUUGGACGGCACUCUUUACAUAUCGGACCCCGAGUCUCAUCAGAUCAUCAAAGUGCGGGACACAGAGGACUACAGCGACCCCGAACACAACUGGGAAACCGUCGUGGGCUCCGGGGAGAGAUGUCUGCCGGGUGAUGAAGCGCAUUGUGGUGACGGGGCUUUAGCCAGAGAUGCCAAACUAGCUUACCCUAAAGGCGUUGCAGUCUCUACCGAUAAUGUCCUGUACUUUGCUGACGGAACGAACAUCAGAAUGGUGGACAGGGACGGAAUAAUCACAACAGUCAUCGGCAACCAUAUGCACAGAGCUCACUGGAAACCCAUUCCUUGCGAAGGAACUCUUAGUGUGGAAGAAGUGCACUUGAGAUGGCCGACGGAACUCGCGAUCAAUCCUUUGGACAACAGCCUGCACAUCAUUGAUGAUCACAUGAUCUUGCAAAUGGCCCCAGAUGGUAGAGUGAAGGUGAUUGCUGGAAGACCACUUCAUUGUCCUUCACCGCUGACUGGAUACGACAUGGAACUCGCAACCUAUGCCACUUUGGUGAUGCCACAAAGCAUUGCUUUUGGAGCAGCUGGUGACUUAUAUGUUGCUGAAAGUGACUCUCAAAGAAUCAACCGCGUUCGUCUUAUUACUACCGACGGAAAGAUUUCCCUGUAUGCUGGCGCCGAGUCCAAGUGUAACUGUCUGGAACGAGGAUGCGAUUGCUUUGAAGCUGACCACUUCUUGGCUUCAAACUCCAAAUUCAACACCAUAUCGGCAGUCACUGUAAGCCCUGAUGGCAUUAUGCACAUCGCAGACCAAGCUAAUUACAGAAUCAGAUCAGUCAUGGCCAGCAUUCCGGACGCCAGUGGUGCUAGAGAAUAUGAGAUCUACUCACCAGACACGCAAGAAACUUACAUCUUCAACCGAUUUGGCCAACAUGUUAUGACUAAGAACAUUCUUACCGGUGAAACCAACUACGUCUUCACCUACAAUGUAAACACCAGCAACGGUAAGCUCAGUACAGUGACAGACGCCGCAGGCAAUAAAGUAUUCUUACUUCGUGACUAUUCCAGCCAAGUGAACUCUAUAGAAAACACCAAGGGUCAGAAGUGUAGAUUGAAAAUGUCAAGGAUGAAGAUGCUGCAAGAGCUGAGAACACCUGAUAAUUUCAACGUCACAUUCGACUACCACGGAACGACUGGCCUACUCAAGGCGAAGUAUGACAGCACUGGUCGCAGCUACAUCUAUAAGUACGAUGAGUUUGGCCGGCUUACAUCAGCUGUUACCCCAACAGGUAGAAUCAUCAACCUGACAUUUGAUCUCAGCCUCAAAGGUGCCACCGUUCUUGUAAGUGAGAACAACAGGAAACCCAUUUCAAUUCUAAUCAAAGGAUCUUCAGUCAACACUAAAAUUGGUGAAGCAGAAAAGAAAACGAUUAUAUCAACUGACGGAAGCAUUGCUUCCAAUAUGCCAUGGGGACAUGUGAUUUCCACUGACACAGUUCCGUAUACCAUCCUGUCUGAAAUAGAUCCUAUUCUUGGAGAAAGCUACCCUGUGCCAGCUAAACAAAGAACUGAAGUUGGCGGUGACCUGGCCAAUAGAUUCGAAUGGCGUUACUUCUUGAGGAGACUACAAGCCAACAAAGGAAAGAGCAAAGCUGUGGCUCAGAUCGGUCGCAAACUACGGGUCAAUGGCGAGAACUUACUAACGCUAGAAUACGAUAGAGACUCAUCGACGGUGGCCGUAUUUAUGGACGACAAAGUGGAACUUCUGAAUGUUACUUAUGAUAGAACUGCCAGGCCCGUCAAAUGGGGUCCAAGGAAUGGAAUCUUUGCCGAGGUUGAACUGGAGUAUGAUCGCUUCAGCCGCCUGACCAGCUGGCGCUGGGGAGAACUCAACGAGACAUAUGGAUUCGAUAGAGCAGGACGCCUUCAUGAAAUUAAAUACGGAGAUGGGUCAUCUCUUGCAUACUCUUUCCGUGACAUGUUCACUAGUCUACCAUUGAAGGUGACUACACCAAGAGGCAGCGACUACCUAUUAGAUUACGAUGAUUCAGGAGCUCUCCAAAACCUGACGACCCCAAGAGGCCACAUCCAUACAUUUGCGCUAAUGACCUCACUUGGCUACUUCAAGUAUCAGUACUUCUCACCGAUGAACAGGCAUCCUUACGAAAUUCUAUACAAUGACGAUGGCCACAUUCUUGCCAAGAUUUUCCCGCAUCAAUCUGGAAAGAUCCUCUACGUGUAUGACAGUACUGGCAAGCUGGAAACUAUUCUGGCUGGAGCUUCUGCCAUCAGAUACGUCUACCACGACAACUCGCAACUUGUUAAGAAUGUUGAGAUCACAGAUCCUGAUUACGAACUCAAGCAGGAUUACAAAUACCACGCAGGAAUCCUUAAGGAUGAAAAGAUGAAGUUCAACUCCAAGAGCGGAUUGAACAACGCCCAUUUCAAAUACCAAUACGAUGGCAACGCCAGGCUUUCUACUAUUGAUGUCAACAUAAAUAGCAAGGAAAUGCCACAACUUAGACUGAAAUACAACCAGAACCUGGGUAUCCUCGAGGGCGUCAGUGACCUGAGGAUCUACAGAAACACAUUUAACAGAUCUGUAAUGCAAGACACCAGCAAACAGUACUUUACAAUAACCGACUAUGACGACCACGGCAGAACGAAAACCAUCCUGAUGAAUAUCAAGUCAUUCGACGUCUUCCGAUUGGAGCUGGAAUACGAUGCGAGAAACCGAAUUAAGUCGAAGAAGAUGAUGAUUGGUGACACGUCAUCCAACGAACGAAUCAGUUACAACUACGACGGACAUCUGAUGGAGGUGGUCGGGUCUGAGGACGACUGGAAGUACAACUAUGAUGAGAACGGCAACAUCAUCGGAGUCAUCGAGCGUGGAGACAAGCGCUACCUGGGCUACGAUAUUGGCGAUCGUGUUGUACACUACGGCGACAUAGAACUCUGCAGUUAUGACGGGCGAGGAUUCGUCAUAAGGCGAGGUGAACAGAAGUACAGAUACAACUCACGAGGCCAGUUCGUACACGCGUUUGAAAGGGAAAAGUUCCAAAUGUGGUACUACUAUGAUGACAGGAAUCGCUUGGUGGCCUGGAAGGAUGACAAGAGCAAUGUCACGCAGUUCUUCUACGCGAACCCUCAAACUCCGAACCUCAUCACCCACAUGCACUUCCCCAAGCUCGAGAAGACUGUCAGGUUGCACUACGACCAGCGUGACUUCUUAACAUGUAUAGAAACUGAAGAACAGAGGUUCUACGUCGCAACAGACCACAACGGCUCCCCACUGGUGGUAUUUGACGUCAACGGAGAAAUCAUCAAGGAAAUCAAGCGCAGUCCGUUUGGUAAAAUCAUUAAGGAUACCAACCCUGGAUUCUACGUCCCAGUAGACUUCCAUGGAGGUAUUUUUGACCCGAACACUAACCUGUUGUAUUUGGAGAACCGUCUGUACGACCCAGUGGUCGGACAAUGGAUGACCCCGAGCUGGGAGCAUUUGGCCACGAAACUAAGUCUUCCGACCGACAUCUUCAUUUAUAGGUUCAAGAACAACGAUCCUAUCAAUAGGAACCAGAAUGUUCCCUACAUGACGAACCUGGCGAGUUGGCUGCAACUGUACGGAUACGACCUGACCAAGAUGAUGGGAUCCAAGUACAUCACUGACAUGAUAUUCCAGCCGAUGGGCUCGGUCACUGCGCCUAUGCUGGUCCCUGACUUUGGCGUCAUGUCUGGCCUCCAAUGCAUCAUUGAAAAGGUCAACGAUCAGCUAUCGAACAUCGACUUUGUGCCCACGCCGCUUUUGAAGAUGGAACCCAUAACUCGAAACCUCCUUCCGCGAGUUUCCUACAAGCGAGGAGUCUUCGGCGAAGGAGUCCUCAUAUCGCGAGUGGACGGAAAAGCUUACAUCAGCGUAGCAGAUGGAGCUAACAGCGUCGUCGAAGAUGUUAUCACUACCGUCUUCAACAACUCUUACUUCCUAGACGUCCACUUUAGCAUCCAUGACCAGGAUGUCUUCUACUUCGUCAAGGACAACUCGCUGAAGAUCAGAGACGACAUGGAGGAGCUCAGACGGUUGUCCGGGAAGUUCAACGUUUCCCAGGACGAGACCAAUGAUCAGGGAUUGGAGGUUCGCGUGCACGCCGUCGGCAAGGGCUCCGCGCAAGCCGUCAUAGUCCUCCGCUACGGAGUGGACCCGGCUCAGGAGCGCAUAAAACUACUGAAGCAUGCGCACAAACGGGCGGCCGCGCGAGCGUGGGAGAGAGAGAAGGCACUAGUGGCCGCCGGCUGGGAGGGAAGAGGCUCCUGGACCGAGGAGGAAAAGGAGGAACUGAUUUCUCACGGCAUCGUCGACGGCUGGGCCGCUAAGGAUGUCCAUUCUGUCUCCAAGUAUCCGCAGCUGGCUGACGACCCGGCUAAUAUAGUGUUUGUUCGAGAUAGUAGGAGAAAGAGAAGAAAGAGCGGCCGCGCGCGGCACCGCUCGUGAUUCCACUGAACGUGCCAUAACCGUGCCGCCCCACGGUGGGCGCCAACCGGCGUCCACAACCCGGCAGGACUCGGGCCUUAGUUUGUACUGUUUUUUAUAUAGGACUGAAAAGUAUUUUCGAUGGUCUGUCUGAAAUUCUCGAUUGAUUGUGAAUCUUUGAAACUCUUGUGAUCUGAAUUGGACAUAAAUGUGUUUUCGUGUUAGGGUGUUAGUCGGUUUUGUUUCGCGAUGGAGUAUCUCUUCUUUAGCGCUCGUAAAAAGACUUAAGGAACUGUCUACCAUGCAUUUAAUUUAGAGUUGAUAGUAACUUUAGUAUUUUAUCAGCUUUUUGUACUUAGGCACAGCGGUCGUUCUUCUCAUAUUAAUCCAUUUGGACUGAAAACGGAAUCUCACAAAGUUAUCAAACGACAGGGUAACGAGUCAUAAACAAACAUGAAAUUAAUAAUGAAAUAAAUAACCCCAGCAUAAUACUUAGAUACCUACGAAACUAUAAUACUCAAUACGAUCACAAUAUUUUAAUUAUUAUUGUUUAUACUUUUAAAAUCAUGUUAUACCUAUUUUUAUCCUUUACACAUCACGUAGUAAUAAAAUAUAAUUUUUCACGACUAUUUGUAUAAUCCUACUAUCAUUAGCCAAAUAUUUUGUUCUAUGGAUACCUUUAGAUACCUUAUAUGUAAAUAAUAUUUUAUUCUUGUAGUUGUUCCUUUGUAAUAUUAGACCUUAGGUAUUUUUACUUCGCAAUACUUAUACUAUUAAGCAAUAAUUUUAUAUAAAAAAACCUUAAUUUUGCAUUUUGACUAUGCAUUUGAUAUUGCAAAUCAAAUGAUUUUGUAAAACUUUUUAUCGCUGACAUUACGUUUUAGAACCUUAUCAUAAUAACAUUGGUUUCUCAGAAGUAUCCCAUUAUUCCAACCAUUAACGGCACUACCAAUAACGGUUCGGAGCGACAGAGUCCUAAGGUAGCCUAAUCCCUAUAAAGUUGUAGCUGGCCUCUAAAGUAAUAGACAAAUAAUAAAAAUACCUAAGUAAAUACCUAAUUAAACUAAACUAAAAACGUUAAUACACACUUUCUGCAUGUGUUGUGCAAUAAUGGAAGAGUAGGUUUAUUCUGAAUAGAACCUCUUCUGGCUGAUUUGCAAUUGUUUCGGCAACUUUCUUUGCCAUACGUAGGUUUAAACGUCGUGUACUUUUUUCUUUUUAAAAUCCUUCAACUUUUUUACUCAUGUCGGCCUAAUAGCAAGUCAGCUAGAAGCGAAAAUAUAAAUUUGUAAUUGUAGAUUUAUAAUAGUAUAUGUCCAUACAUGUGUCUCAUUUAAAUUUGUGGUGUCUAAAUAUGUGUUAGAAGUACUAAAGUGGUUUUUUAUUUACUUCAAAAACAUGACUUAAAAAUACAUAAUAACGUGAUUUUCUGUACGCUUGAAGGUUGUGUUUUUGUGGUAAAAUUUAAAAGCAGUAAUUUUAUGCUAGUGACUGAAUGGCAGGCGAUGAGCAUGAUAUUUUUUACAAAAUUAUAGAAGAUGAAGUGAAAAAAUAUUACACAGGCCGUAAUCCUCGGCCUGCACUAAAGUGAUAUUUUUGCAAAAUGUGACUAAACGAAGCAAUACUUUGUAAUGUAAUACGUCUUAUCUUUGAUUUAGUAAUAUAUUUAAGGUGUAAUUUAAUUUAAUAAUUGAUAUAUUAUCUAUUGUGAAUGUAGUUAUUGAUUUCGCGGUGAUAUUUAUAGAGCAGUAUAGUUAUCUUUUUUAUAAUGUAUAAAGAAUUCUAAUUUGUAAAUAGGUACUUAAAAGUUGAGGAUGUAAUCUGUAAAAAUAUUGUACAUAUCUUUACGCUUGAAUUAUUUAUAAUGUAACCGUAAGUAUUAGAAUACGUAACGUGUAAAAUAUUCUGUAAUUCUAGGAGGGAAGAGUCUCGUUGGUAGAUCGAUAAUGCUGUUCUUUGAGCCUAUUUCUUCACUAUCUAUCAACUUCUUUACUUGGCAGUAUAAUCGAUCUAAACCAAAGAGGUCGCAUUACCAUAGAGUACGGCCAUUUCACUUAAAUACCAUAGACAAUUCAGCUUUUAGAACAGAUUUUAGACCAUAGACUAAAGAGUCUAGUGCCUCUAGUGAGAGAAACUGUGACUCCUUAUUCUAAGCUUUAGAUAAAAGCUUAACUAAAUACUGAUUUCAAUUCACAAAAGGCAUUUACAAUUUAGAACGGAAUUCCUCGUGCAACAUUUCAUUUGUACUAUUACUGUAGAUAUGGUGCGUAGUUAGACCCCAUUAUAGCCAACCCUCAUAUCUGUGACGUCACGCUAACAACUGUCUCUUUCAUUCACCUUGCGAGUGAACGAAACAGCAAGCGUAUAGCCACAGCUGUGCGGGCGAAGCAUUCGAAUACCUACUCUAUGUGUAUAGAGAUAGAGUAAACAGUCAUACUCCGGUAGAUUGGGGUACAAGCGUGCGACUGAAAGGGAUGUAAGAAUGUACAAUAAUAAAUAUAGAAAGUAUUCUAAUGGAAUAUGUAAUAAAAUACUAAAAUAUA
This is a messenger RNA of Plutella xylostella (diamondback moth), 12490 nucleotides long. The record is from RefSeq and is a predicted model, not a curated record. NCBI's taxonomy places the organism in Eukaryota, Metazoa, Arthropoda, Insecta, Lepidoptera, Plutellidae.